Molecule: messenger RNA, 4512 nt
Organism: Cyprinus carpio (common carp)
Lineage: Eukaryota; Metazoa; Chordata; Actinopteri; Cypriniformes; Cyprinidae
Product: semaphorin-4G-like
Biological process (GO): negative chemotaxis; positive regulation of cell migration; axon guidance
Molecular function (GO): semaphorin receptor binding; chemorepellent activity
Source: RefSeq, a predicted model, not a curated record
AUGAAGCGACUGAAUCCGAGUCACAAUGGUCGCAUAUUUAACCCUCCAUCCCCGACGAACGCACAAGUCCGUUGGAUUCUCAAAACAACAACAACAACACUUUAAUAAAUCUAAAAUGCUGUAAACCAAUGCUUUAGAGAAGUGACAUUGGGACAGAUAGUAGAGGAGGCGUGGUCGCUUAUGAAUAUUAGCCAGAGAGGCGUGGCUUGGCUUUACCUGAGACUGCUCUGAGGAGCGUGCAGCAUGCAGCGCAGUACACAAUCAGAUCUCUGAAGCAGAGACAUCAUUAGCGGCACAACAGGGGAUCAUAUGGAAACACAGGGUGACUGAUGCUCACUUUUUUCUGAAACAGCCAGUGUACAGUGAAUGGGUGCCGUCAGAAUGAGAGUUCAAACAGCUGAUAAAAACAGAGGGUGUCCCUUCAAUAUGAGCCAUUUAUUGUCAUCUUAUAUGCAUCAUGUGCUUGGAAAGUGAAGAAAAUGGGUUUGUUGCUUUGAGGAAACCUCAUGGAAAUGUUGCAGUUGGUGCAUUUUUAUCCAAAUUUUGGGAAACCUUUGACAGAGCAAGGAUGAGUUAGCAGCCCAUGACUGCACUGCUGGAAGUGGGAGCUUGUUCUAGUGAAUCAGCAUCCAUUACACAACAACAUCAUCUUCAGCAAAGUACUGCUGGAGGAACCUGCCUGGAUCUUAGCAGAACCUCAGUAUAUCCUGUUGAUCAUGCGGCAGACCAAACAGCCCAACUUCAUGCUGAUGGUGUUUGGAUACCUAAUACCUAUAAUUUGGGGUUUUCCAUUUGGACCAGUUCUUGAUAUGGAUGUCACCCCCAGGACAACUGUAAAUGUCAGUGGGCUGCUGGGUUGUAAUCGUUUCCAUGGAGCUGCAGUGAACUAUAGCUCUCUGUUACUGGAGGAUGGACCAGGGUUGUUGUAUGUUGGGGCCAGAGAAGCCAUUUACAAACUGGACACCACUAACAUCUCUGACACAGAUAUCUCUCUAUCUCUGGAAUGGGCAGCGUCUGCUGAACAGAAGAGGCAGUGCCUGAGCAAAGGAAAGAACAAUCAGACUGAAUGCUACAAUCAUGUGCGGUUCCUGGACAGAUACAAUGACACUCACCUAUACACCUGCGGGACACAUGCCUUCAGACCACGCUGUGCUUACAUAGAUGUGGCACGCUUUACCUUUGUGCGUUUUGAGGAGGGAAAGGAGAAAUGUCCUUAUGACCCUACAAAGGGCUACACUGGAUUUAUAAUAGAUGGUGAGAUGUACUCUGCCUCCCAGUAUGAGUUUCGCAGCAUCCCUGAUAUACGACGUAACUUUCCCUUCCCCAACUUGCGGACAGAUGAUUCCCCAACACGAUGGCUUCUGGAGUCAGAUUUUGUUGGCUCAGCGUUACUCAGAGAGAGCAUCAACAGCUCCAUUGGGGAUGAUGACAAACUCUACUUCUUCUUCACGGAGAGGAACACAGAACCAACAGCUUACUCCAGUCAGACCAAAGUGGCCAGGGUGGCCCGUGUGUGUAAGGGUGACAUUGGAGGGCAGAGGACUCUUCAGAGGAAGUGGACAUCCUUUCUCAAGGCCAGAUUGGUGUGUGCCAUUCCUGAUUAUGAGCUUCAUUUCAACGUCCUACGCAGCGUUUUUGUCGUCGAGGGAAGCAACGGACAUGACAGUGCCUUUUAUGGUGUUUUUGGACUUGAGUGGAGAAAUGUUAAGAUGUCUGCAGUGUGUCAGUAUUCCCUCAGAGAUGUCCAGAUAGCUUUUGAUGGGCCUUACAUGGAGCUACAGGACACCAAAUGGAGGGAGUACACUGGGAAAGUUCCAGGACCGAGGCCUGGUUCGUGUAUAACUGAUCAGCAUCGUGCCCUGCUCAUAAAUUCCUCCCGGGAUCUCCCUGACAACGUACUGAAUUUCGCCCGGAGACAUGCUUUAAUGUCCAGACAGAUCCAGCCAGUGGGAGGACGUCCUGUGUUGCUCCAGAGGAGCGCAAACUACACCAAGAUCGCUGUAAAACAGGUUGUGGGUUUGGAUGGACGUGUCUAUGACAUGCUCUUCAUUGGAACAGAUGAGGGGUGGUUACACAGGGCAAUAAAGAUCAGAGACCGUGUUCACAUCAUUGAGGAGCUUCAGCUGUUUAAGAAGAAACAACCAAUCAAUAACAUGGUGAUAUCACAUAAACAGAACAGUAUAUAUGUGAGCGCUGCCACCGGAGUGGUGCAAGUACCCCUGUCAUCCUGUGAGCGCUACACCUCCUGUUAUGACUGUGUGUUUGCACGAGAUCCGCUCUGCGGCUGGGAUGGUAGAGUGUGUGCUGAAAUAGCAGCUUAUGCUAACAGAUACAGUCUCGUCCAGGACGUCCAGAUGGGAAGCAGAGGCUGUACUAAUAUUACAAGCGAUGGUUUUGUCAUGCACCGGACACGUGCAGUGAUGGCAGGAGAUGAUGUUCUGUUACAGUGUGAAAUUCGUUCUAACCUGGCCACCCCUCACUGGACGCUGAACGGUCAGAAGCUGCUAGGUUAUGGUGUAGACUUCGGCUACCGCACCGGCAAUGAUGGCCUCCUUAUCAUUGGAACUCAGAAUCAGCAAAGUGGACACUACCGCUGUUACGCAGUAGAGAACGGUGUCUGGGUUCCCGUUCGCAGUUACUUGGUACAGGUCCAACCCGUUCCACCUCCUGCAUCACAUCCUUCAGGGAGCCCAACGGCUUUACCCGAAAGUUUAUUCACCACCGCAACUGCGCCAACUCUGAGUCCUUCCAGCGGCCCUGUCGAGCAGCUUCUGUCGCCCCCACCGGGGCUGUUGCCUUCUGGACCGGAGCUCCAGAACUACAGACACAUGGAGGCUAUGUAUAUCUCUCUGGUGGCUGUUCUCGGUGGGCUUUGUCUGGUUCUAACGGUGGUCCUCCUGUACGUUAGCUUCUGUGCACGCAGCUCUCCCAAUGCCAGAAAGUACUCCCAGCAAGCUCUGUCUGUAAACACAGCAGCCGAAAGAAAGAGGAGCUCUCACUUUGAGCUUAAAACCAUCUCCAGCCACUGCAAUGGCAGAACGGAGGGGUGUAGCAGAGCGAUGUCAAGAGACGGAGAGUUUCUACAGAUCGUUCCAGUGGACAUCCAGACCACGCCUAGCAAGGAACCUCCGCCCGCGCCGCCACUUCCUAUGCCGCCGCCCCUGCCCGCAUCGGAGUAUACCAAUGGUCUGUCAGCCACGUUGCCCAGUGUGCUAAGAAAGAUGAACGGGAAUAGCUACGUGCUCCUGAGGCAGACGGACACGGAAAUGACGUCUCCGCUUUACCACUCCUUCACCGAGGAGCUCAACAAGAUUCUAGAAAAGAGGAAACACACACAGCUGGACAUCCAGCCAGAUGAGAGCUCAGUGUAGCAUGAUCUCGCACCACUACUAUAUCGCCCCCUUGUGGUGUGGAGGCUUACAUUUUGUAUAAGAGCCAAGAGAAACAUGUUUUGAAGUUCUUCAUGGUUUCUCGAUAUACAACUUCAGCCUUUGAGAAUCUCGUGAAAAUUUUUCUGAGUUUGGUCAAAUUUACUUUGAAUUUCAUAGACAUCAAAUGUAGCUAAAGACACUUAGAUUGUGGACCUUGAAGUGUAAAAAUCACAAGAUGAUCUUCAAUCAAGUACACGCAAGACAUAAGAGAAGUAAGGAGGAGGAGAAGUAAGAGACUUAAGAACACUGUCCAAAGACUUUCUCAGCAAAGAAAUGCACAUUUGUACAUAGUCAAUGUGGUGUUAUUGCUCAAAUGCAGACGUUUACAGAUUUUUUGUUUUUGCUUAAUUGCACCUGAUUUAAAAAACAAUCAUUUUAUUAUCAAAGUACUAAUAAUCAGAGCAUUUUCAAAACUUCCUUGCUAGUUCAUUAAUAAUUCAAAAAGAGUUUGGGUUUCGAGCCUAUUGGCAACAUUUCAUGAAUGUGAGGGCACAGGUUUUUGGGCUUUGGACUUUUUACACAGUUUCACACUAGAUUGGAGUCAGAUUGCAGGAGCAGUGAGUGUAAGCACGUGCAUCAGUGACAUCUAUACAGAUACAGAGGUGGUCAUUUUCAGAGCCACUCAGCUGUAGAAUUCAACGCCUCCUUCAGGGAUGAGUUGUGUUUCUCUUUGGCAGUGUGUCAGGAGUGAAUAGAUCUCAAAUUGGAAGAAACACUCUCUCUGAUGCAUGAUUACCCUGUCGAAUGAGAUGCUCACAAACGGAAGUAAAAGCCCAAAUGCCAGGACGUUUGAAGUUUGAUGAGUUUGCAUUUAGUUUAUUUUUUGCAUUUUGAAUGCAUGACAGUGCACCUGGUUAAUUGACUUUUAAACCUCAGACAUAAAUGUAUUUCUAUUAGUGCUGUCAGUUUAUUAUUGUAAUUUACUAAAAUGAAUUUGUUAAACUCUGAUGCACUAGAGUUCAAAUGUUUGGGGUUAAUGGGUUAAGUUUCUUCUUAUGCUCACCAAGGCUGCAUUUAUUUGAUGUAAAUACAAAAACAGCAAUAUUGUGAAAUACUAUAACCAUUUUUUUUAAAUGUAAUU